Messenger RNA from Brassica napus (rape), 2483 nucleotides. RefSeq names its product putative nuclease HARBI1. The transcript is spliced from 3 exons. Bases 1155 to 2483 code for a protein of 442 amino acids. Lineage: Eukaryota; Viridiplantae; Streptophyta; Magnoliopsida; Brassicales; Brassicaceae. The record is from RefSeq and is a predicted model, not a curated record.
CUCUCGAAACCUCUCCACCUACCUUUCCGAGAAGGCGAUUCUCUCUUCCUCCAUGGUUCUUCGACUUGCCGGCGAAAGUCCAUGUCUCCAUGGGACUCAGACGAAACGAGAUCGUCUCUCUCUGUGGCUCGCAGACGAAAGGGCGAUUCUCUCUCUCUCUCUCUCUCUUUGUGACUCCUGGAGGAAACGAAGCCAGACCUCUCUCUCUCGGUGGCUGACGUCGACGAAGGAAAUCGUCGAUUAUCUCCCUCUCCGUGGGGCUUCUCGUCGGCGAAGGACGGCACUCUCUUUCUGGGUCGAUAAACUGGAAUCUGAAGGUUCGAUUCUUUCUCGCGGUGGUAGUCGUCGACGGCGAUAUAUGGCUAUCUGUCGGUGGCUCUCCUCCACGGCGACAGAGCUCUCUGUCGAUGCCUCUCCGCGAUUCGUACAGGUAAUGCUUCUGUUUCAUGUUCUUCAAUGAUGUAUGUCUCUGAUUGUGGCUUCAUAAGUUGUGAUUUGUUUGUUGCAAGUGAAUCUAUUUUGAUAAUGUUUCUGUCAUAUGAUUUUGUUGGGUUUAGCUGGAACAAUUUUUUUUCCAAGCUUGUUUUGUUUGUUGCAAGUUCAUCAAUGUUUAUUUGGCUAUUUUUGCUGAUUGAAUUUAUUUUGUUUCUGCCUUUGUGUGGUGAGAUGAAAGGAUCAACGUGAGACAAGGGAUCAACUUGCGUUUGAUCUGCUAAGUGGAAAGAGAGGUCAGGAAGGUUCUUCAAUGCAGGAUGCUUGCGUGACAUGAGUUUUGGAGUUUUGCCUUCGACUGAAGCGAGUCACGGAGUGGAGUGUCUGUUAGUGUCUUUAUGUGUAUGUGUCUAUAUGUGUACGUGUCUGUUAGUUUCAAGUGGAGUGUGGCCUUUAUGUGUCUGUUAGUGUCAAGUGGGGAUGUCACGGACUUGUAUGUCACGGACUUGUAUGUCCGUUAGUGUCAAGUGGACUUGUAUAUCACGGACGUGUUUAUAUGCACUCAUCUUCUCUAUUUAUAUGCACUCAUCUUCUCUUUAUAUCAAUCGCCAAAACAAACUCCUCUCCUCUCUUCAAACACAACAACAACAAACUCAUCUCCUCUCUUCAAACACAACAACAACAAACUCACAAAAACCAUCUCAUAUUUUCAAUCACCAUAUAUGGCUUCUUCUUCACAAAAUACUUUAGAUGAAUCUUUUGAUGAUGAUGCUUUUGAUGAUGCAUUUGAUGAGGUCUUUGAUCAACAUUUUGAUCAAGCCUUUGAAAAUUUAAUCAUUCAUCGUGAUCAAGAAGAACGGAGAAAGAAAAGAAAAAAACGAGCGUAUAUAGAAAGAAAUCGUGAGGAAGGGCAUAUCCGUUUAUGGAAUGAUUAUUUUAGUGAUACUCCAACGUAUCCUGAAAAUUUAUUCCGUCGACGUUUUAGAAUGAACAAACCAUUAUUUACGCGCAUUGUUGAUCGUCUCUCCAACGAAGUUCUUUACUUUAAGGAAAAGCAAGAUGGUCUCGGAAGGAGUAGUCUCUCUCCCCUUCAAAAGUGUACUGCAGCCAUUCGUGUAUUGGCAUAUGGUUCUGCGGCUGAUGCGGUCGACGAAUACCUCCGGCUCGGUGAAACAACAACUCGGUUAUGCGUGGAAAAUUUCGUCGAAGGGAUUAUAUGUUUGUUUGGCGAUGAGUACCUAAGAAAACCGACACCGGCUGAUCUUCAACGUCUACUUAAUGUUGGAGAGUAUCGAGGAUUUCCCGGAAUGAUUGGAAGCAUCGAUUGUAUGCACUGGGAGUGGAAUAAUUGUCCCACCGCUUGGAAAGGGCAAUAUUCCCGUGGUUCGGGUAAACCAACAAUUGUUUUAGAGGCGGUUGCUUCAUACGAUCUCUGGAUAUGGCACGCAUUUUUUGGACCUCCAGGUACGUUAAACGAUAUCAAUGUUCUUGAUCGCUCGCCUGUUUUUGAUGACAUUAUAAAGGGUCAUACGCCAGAAGUCACUUACUAUGUCAAUGGAAGAGAGUAUCACAUGACUUACUAUCUCACAGAUGGUAUUUACCCAAAAUGGGCAACUUUUAUCCAAUCGAUUCAACUACCCCAAGGGCCGAAAGCAGUUUUAUUUGCUCAACGUCAAGAAGCUGUCCGAAAGGAUGUCGAGCGUGCUUUUGGAGUCUUGCAAGCUCGCUUUGCCAUUGUUAAAAAUCCCGCACUUUUUUGGGAUAAAGUCAAAAUUGGGAAGAUUAUGCGAGCAUGUAUCUUACUCCAUAAUAUGAUUGUUGAAGACGAACGAGAUUCAUACACUCUGCUUGAUUCUUCGGAGUUCGAACAAGCAGAAGACAACGGAAGUUCGCAUGUCGAUCUCAAUUUCUUCACAGAUAUGCCUACAAAUAUUGCUAAUAUGAUGGGUGUUCUAACUACAAUUCGUGAUAGACAGAUGCAUCAACAACUAAAAGCUGAUUUAGUUGAACAUUUAUGGUCUAAAUUUGGAGGAGAUGAAGACGACAACUGA